AUGGCGCAAAAAUUGAGCGCAGAGGAGGCAGCGGUCACCACAUCCAUCCCGCAUGUCCAAAAGGAAACCAAGCGGAGAUGGGUCAGCUAUAUUUGGGACACGUUCGACAAGUCGCCCGAAGAACGUCGCUUAAUCUUCAAGCUGGAUUGCGCGAUUCUGACAUUUGCGUCGCUUGGUAAGAAGACCCCGUCGAGCUAUCAAGCAAGUGCUAGUAUUAACCAACGGCUCCGUCGGCAAUCAGGAUACUUUAUCAAGUAUUUGGACCAAAUCAACCUGAAUAAUGCUUUCGUAUCAGGCAUGAAAGAAGAUCUGGGCAUGUACGGCAACCAGCUGAACUACAUGCAGACCUGCUGGACCGUAGGCUACGUGAUUGGCGAAAUCCCCAGUAAUCUUCUCUUGACGCGGCUCAAGCCACACUACUGGAUUCCGGCAGCUGAACUUCUGUGGACUAUUUUGACAUUUUCCCUGUCGCGAUGCAAUACCGCAACGCAGUUCUAUGCUCUUCGAUUCCUUAUUGGAUUGGCGGAGAGCACGUUCUACCCUGGGAUGCAGUAUAUCAUUGGAUCCUGGUACCGUAAGGACGAGCUGGCAAAACGCUCAUGCAUCUUUCAUACCAGCAGUGGAAUAGCCAGCAUGUUCUCUGGUUAUCUCAUGGACGGGGUCCUCCAUCUGGGGGGGCGUGGUGGCUUCAAGGGCUGGCAAUGGCUUUACUUGAUUAAUGGGAUUAUAUCGCUUCCAGUGGCACUGGCUGGGUUUUUCGUUCUACCAGAUGUGCCUGAGAUUUCUAAUCCAUGGUAUCUCACGAAGGAUGAGGUCCUGCUUGCACAAAAGCGGAUGGAGCUCGAGGGCAGGCAAACCAGAGGGCCUUACACAAAACAGAAGCUGAAGAAGAUAUUCCUCUCCUGGCGUAUCUACUUGCUCACAUUACUCUAUGUGCUCUUCAACAAUGCCUCUUUGGGCGGCCAACCGGUUUUCCAGCAGUUCCUCAAGGACUCCAAGAACCCUUCCUACACGACCAGUCAGGUCAAUGCCUACCCUACAACCACUUAUGCCGUUCAAGUGGUGACGACACUCGCCUAUGCGUGGUCUUCGGACACGUUUCUCCAUGGCAGCCGAUGGCCGCCUAUCAUAUUUGGUGCUGUGGUCAACAUCAUAACCGAGGCCUCUCUAGCGGCUUGGAACAUUCCAUUAGGAUGGAAAUGGGCGUGCUUUAUCCUUUCUGGCGCGGGAUAUGGACUGAGUGGUUUAUGCAUGGCAUGGGCUCAUGAAAUUUGUUCGGACGACAAUGAAGAAAGAGCUCUAGUCAUCGGCAGCAUGAACGAAAUGGCUUACGUGCUGCAAGCAUGGCUGCCGCUUAUUGUUUGGCAACAGGUUGACGCCCCCGAGGCCCAAGGAAUACCCGUCGAGGAGGGACAAGGUAGUUUUUCUGACGAGAUCAUGAAGUCAGAAGAGCAGGGAUCCCCCAAGUCCCAGGUUCUUAUUCGGCAUGAAUAG
Molecule: messenger RNA, 1494 nt
Organism: Penicillium chermesinum
Lineage: Eukaryota; Fungi; Ascomycota; Eurotiomycetes; Eurotiales; Aspergillaceae
Exons: 12
Coding region: 1-1494 (497 amino acids)
Biological process (GO): transmembrane transport
Cellular component (GO): membrane
Molecular function (GO): transmembrane transporter activity
Source: RefSeq, a predicted model, not a curated record